Messenger RNA from Oncorhynchus gorbuscha (pink salmon), 3127 nucleotides. Its product is annotated as serpin H1-like. Gene Ontology annotation, cellular component: endoplasmic reticulum. Gene Ontology annotation, biological process: collagen fibril organization; negative regulation of endopeptidase activity. Bases 64 to 1443 code for a protein of 459 amino acids. Gene Ontology annotation, molecular function: serine-type endopeptidase inhibitor activity. NCBI's taxonomy places the organism in Eukaryota, Metazoa, Chordata, Actinopteri, Salmoniformes, Salmonidae. The transcript is spliced from 5 exons. The record is from RefSeq and is a predicted model, not a curated record.
CACAUAGCUGCUCAACAGAUACUGUGGGAGUGCCCAGUGCAGCUCACUGUGCAUUGAAAAUCAAUGUACGUCAUUAACAUUUUCCAUUCCCCAACUUCCAGAAUAUUUCCCCCAUGGUUUGUAGACCAGCUGAAGGAUCGUGUGGAAGCUGAGAGAGAAAUUAGAGGAAAACUGCUGAAAGAGCCUGUCUCUACUGAUAUGGUUGACACCAUGUGGGUGACUAACCUGGUAGCCAUGGCCCUAUUGGCCACUGCAGCCUCCGCUGCCACCGCCGCCUCAGCAGACAAGGUCUUGAGCAACCACGCCACCCUGCUGGCUGACAACAGCGCCAGCCUGGCCUUCAGCCUCUACCAGAACAUAGCCAAGGAAAAUGACCUGGAGAACAUCCUCAUCUCCCCGGUGGUGGUGGCCUCUUCCCUGGGCCUGGUGGCACUCGGGGGCAAGGCAUCCACUGCCUCCCAGGUCAAGACCGUGCUGAGCGCUAACAAAGUGGAGGACGAGCAGCUGCAUGCUGGUCUGGCCGAGCUCCUGGAGGAGGUCAGCGACUCCAAGGCCCGUAAUGUCACCUGGAAGAUCAGCAACCGCCUAUACAGCCCCAGCUCGGUCAACUUUGCAGAUGCCUUUGUCAAGAGCAGCAAGAAGCACUACAAAUAUGAACACACAAAGAUAAACUUCAAGAACAAGAAGAGCGCUGUGAAGUCCAUCAACGAUUGGGCGGCCAAAUCCACCGAUGGCAAGCUGCCCGAGGUAACCAAGGAUGUGGAGAAGACCGAUGGGGCCAUGAUCAUCAACGCCAUGUUCUUUAAACCCCAUUGGAAUGAACAGUUCCACCAUAAGAUGGUGGACAACCGUGGCUUCCUGGUGUCUCACACUCACACUGUUGGUGUACCCAUGAUGCACCGCACAGGUAUCUAUGGCUUCCACGAAGACACAGUGAAUAAGCUGUUCAUCCUGAGCAUGCCCCUGGCCCAUAAGAAGUCCAGCCUGGUGUUCUUCAUGCCCUACCACGUGGAGCCCCUGGAGAGGCUGGAGAAGCUGCUGACCCGCAAGCAGCUGGAAGACUGGAUGGGCAAGCUAAAGGAGACGGCUGUUGCUGUGUCUCUGCCCAAAGUCUGCAUGGAAGUCAGCCACAACAUCCAGAAACACCUUGGGGAGCUGGGUCUGACUGAGGCUGUGGAUAAGACCAAAGCGGACCUGUCCAACAUCUCUGGGAAGAAGGACCUGUAUCUGUCCAAUGUAUUCCAUGCCUCUGCCAUGGAGUGGGACACCGAUGGGAACCCCAUAGACAUAAGCAUCUUCAGCACAGAUAAGCUGAAGAACCCCAAGCUGUUCUACGCUGACCAUCCCUUCAUCUUCCUGGUGAAGGACACCAAGACCAACUCCAUCCUCUUCCUCGGCAGACUGGUGCGACCUAAGGGCAAGAAGAUGAGAGAUGAAUUAUAACACUUUGGAGUCUUAUGUGAAGUGUUUUUGUAUUUGUGCGUGUUAUGGUGUUUAUGUGUUUGUAUUUUUCUAUGCAAAGAGAGGAAAGGGAGAAAAUGAAUUGUACGUUUAAUACCUCAAGAGUACAUUCCCAUUUGAUGAUCAAUGUGCCAACAUUUGUUCCUGUUGUUCACUAUGCAUGAUUCAGAAUUAUAUGUUUGUGUUGUAAGAAACAAAGUAUUGUGUACUCUAACUUCACCUGGACAUGGUAUUAUCAUCAAGCCUGGUUUCAAAACUGAAUAUCGCCCCAUUUCACAAAAGAGAGUGAUAUUGGGUUUGGUCACCCUCAUGUUUGAGUAUUUAAAUUAAGAUGAGAUCACAGGAUGGAUACUUACAUUUAACUAUUGCUUAAAUGUAAAAUAAUCAUUCCUCUGUUUUCCUCUCCUGUCUCCAGUUGGGAUCCCAACUGAUUGCACACUCUUUCACUUCACUUUGGAUUAUAGGCUAUUUUUCUGUUGUAGUUGUUUAUUUUAAUUUCACCGAAUCAACAUCAACUUACUUUCAAUAACUAAUUGAACCUUUAUUUUACUAGGCAAGUCAGUCAAGAAAAAAAAUAUUAUUUUACAAUGACAGCCUACCCUGGCCAAACCUAACCCGGACAACACUGGGCCAGUUGUGCGCUGCCCUAUGGGACUCCCGAUCAUGGCCGGUUGUGACACAGCUCAGGAUCAAACCAGGGUCUGUAGUGACAACUUUAGCACUGAAAUGCUGUGCCUUUGACCACUGCACCACUUGGGAGCCCACUCAUCCAUUUGAUAGUCAUUCAAAGGGGCUGAGAAAAUUGCUACUUUUUUUUUUUUUUGCCAGGAUUACCAUAUACAUUUCACCAAAUAUCAAAUUGUGAGUUUGUGAAAUUUGUGUGGGCUCUUCCAAUAUCUUUAAUGUUUAAAGUAAAAACAAUUUUUUCACAAGCUUUUUCACAGGUUUACAACCUGGUGCCAGCCUUUUGUUCACUCCCCCAAAGAACAUUCAUCUAUGACCCAAGGGUCACGCCUCUGUCUGCUACUCUGCUUGGCUUUUUACUGAUCCAUACUGAAGACACUGCACAGCACUCUAUAGCUAACUUACUAGUGAAAGAAAAAAAGUAUCAGGGAUCAAGGUAAGACCCAGAUGCAGACUGUCGAAGUAACAAUGUUUAUUGUAGCAACAGGGGCAGGUGGGCUCAGGGUCAGGGACAGGCAGAGUUCAGUAAUCCAGAGGUGGAGCAAAGGUACAGGACGGCAGGCAGGCUCAGGGUCGGGCAGAGAGGUCAGGCGGGCGGGUACAGGGUCAGGACAGACAAAGGUCGAAAAUCAGGAGGAUGAUUAAAGAGAGGCUGGGAAACAAUAGGAGCUGACAGUAAAAAUGCUGGUAAGCUUGAAUGAACAAGACGAACUGGCAACAAACAGAAUGAGAAAACAGGUAUAAAUACACAAGGAAUAAUAGGGAAGAUGGGCGACACCUGGAGGGGUUGUGGAGACAAGCACAAGGACAGGUGAAACAGAUCAGGGCGUGACAGAAAGGCCAUGUCUAUGGAAGGCUUUUGACUAAUCAGUCUUGUCUCCAACACUAUCACCUUUUGCCACAAAAAAAAAAAUUUGGGAACAAUGGAAUGGUAUGAGAUAUUUACAAGUUUCCUAUUUUUCCCAUAAAAUGGUAAUACAAA